GCGUAAUCUUCCCCGUAUGAUGCUUUGCCUCUACCUCUUAGAGCAGUAUGGUCACAUUUCCACCUUCUGGUCACAAUGCCUCGUUUUCUCUCUCCGCUUCCACUGAGUAGGGCGCGCAGCGCGCGUAACGUCGCUUCCUCUCUGCACAGAGCGCAGCGUCUCGUUUCCUCUCUGCGCGGCGCACACGCUGCGAUUCCCGUGCAUUCGGCAGUCUGCCGCCUCAUCUGUAGGACAGAACGCGCCGCUCAGCCCACGAGCGGAGGAUUUGCGCGCCUCUCAGAAACGUCGUCGUCGUCCACUGGAGAGUCGACAAGGAAAGCGUCGGCAGCACCGGGAGCGGAGCGACAGGAUUGUUGCUACUGCUGCCAACGAAUGAAGUAGUACAAGGAAACGGGCAGCCAGUGGAAGCGCUGAACAUGUGGCCUUGGUUGUUUGGAGAAAUUAGAUGGGUGCCUGAAAUGGGAAGCAGCUGAGAGAACGUGGCAAGGCAGAGUGGUGGGGAGGAGGAAGUAAACAGAGGUAGAGGUUGUCUCUGUCUGUCCUUCACUCUGUCUUUGUUACAGUGUGAGCAGCCUAUCCACCAUGUUGGCCAAAAGGAAGUACUUGCUGAACAAUCUGGAACCUGACCGCCUUGCCCUUUAUAAGCAAUACCGCUGCAUCUACCAGUACCAACUUCUUGUUCUUUUGUUGGGCAUCAUGAUCAUUUUCUGUAUAGCUCUUAUCUCCACCUUUUUUAGUUCAAAACUGGCUGCUUCAGAAUACCAAGCCUUCCUCAUCUCUGUGUUUGGGGGUCUUGUCCUGUUUGGCAUUGUCUUUGCUUUUGUUUGCACUGAGUCGCUCUUUCAGAAAUGGAUGCGCACCUUUGGCAUUGUGGUCUGGAUCUGUCUUCUUGGUAUGGGCUAUGCCUUUAUCUUCAGUGGCGAUAUGGUUCACACCUGGGACCAGGUGCCAUUUUUCCUCUUUAUAAUUUUCACUGUGUACAGCAUGCUUCCAUUUCGGAUGAAGGAUGCAGUCAUUUUUAGCCUCCUGUCUUCAGUGUCUCAUAUAAUUGUUAGUGUCAGUGUGACUGACUGGCAGAAAUGGUCCAUUGUGUUGUGUCAGCUGGUAUCCAACAUCAUCAUUUUCCUGUGUGGAACUGUGGUGGGUGCAUUCCACAAGGUCUUUAUGGAGAGUGCCUUGCAACAGACCUUUAAAGACACCCUGAACAGCCUUAAAAUCCGAAUGAAGUUAGAAAUUGAAAAACGGCAACAGGAGAAGCUACUGUUGUCUGUGUUGCCGGCCCACAUCUCCAUGGAAAUGAAACUGGCCAUUAUUGAACGACUAAAAGAAAGCAAAGAUGCUCAGCAGAGGCAGGUGAAGGACAACAACUUCCACAGUCUUUACGUCAAGAGGCAUCAGAAUGUCAGCAUCCUGUAUGCAGACAUUGUGGGCUUCACUCGUCUGGCCAGCGACUGUACUCCCAAAGAUCUUGUUAUCAUGUUAAAUGAAUUAUUUGGGAAAUUUGACCAGAUUGCAAAGGAGAAUGAAUGCAUGAGAAUUAAGAUUUUGGGUGAUUGCUACUACUGUGUGUCAGGGCUGCCAGUCUCAUUGCCCAAUCAUGCCAAGAACUGUGUCAAAAUGGGCCUGGACAUGUGUGAAGCUAUAAAGCAGGUGAGGGAAGCCACUGGGGUUGAUAUCAACAUGAGAGUUGGAGUACAUUCUGGAAAUGUUCUCUGUGGUGUUAUUGGACUUCGAAAAUGGCAGUAUGAUGUAUGGUCACAUGAUGUCACCUUGGCCAAUCACAUGGAGUCUGGAGGCUUACCUGGCCGAGUGCAUAUCACUGAUGCCACCCUGAAACAUCUAAAUGAUGCCUAUGAGGUGGAAGAAGGGAAUGGUCACCUGAGAGACCCAUACCUGAAGGAGCAGCAUAUACAGACCUACCUUGUCAUUGAUCCCAGGUCAAAGGAUACCCAAGUACACAACAAACAUCUGCCAAGGCCUAAGGUAAAUGAUGGUCUCAAGGGACGUGCAUCGGUGAGGAUGACCAGGUACCUGGAGUCAUGGGGUGCUGCCAAACCCUUUGCUCAUCUCCAGAAUCGUGAGGCACUAGCCAGUGAAGCAUUAGCUGGUAAUAGCAAGUUCUGCAAGGACAUUCCUAUGCGGCCCAUUCCUUUCCAUAAAAAACUAGACAGAAACAAAUCCCAGAAGAAUAAGUUUAAUGAGGAACUUCACAACAAGAUGGUGACAACAAUUGAUGAGCUAAACUCACUGAGGCAGUGGAUCAAACUAGAGGAGUUUUAUAGCAUCUCACUGUACUUUAAAGAGAUGGGGUUGGAGAAACCAUAUCGAAAUACAGACCUUCCUGGAUUUCAGUACUACCUGGCUUGUGCAACCUUUGUGUUCCUGUGUAUUCUCUCUGUGCAGUUGCUUGUCUCUCAAAGGUUUCAUGAAAUGGGGGUUUUCUUUGGAGUGAUAACUGUGAUGCUUCUCUGUACUAACUUGCUGUGUUUUACCAGUGACAUAGUGCGCAAAUUUUGCCCCAAGCCUCCUAGGCUGAUAAGAAUGCUUUCAGUCAUCUCGAAAUCCAUACAAAAGAAGCCCUAUGUACGACUUCCAGUGACCAUCCUAGUCAUAAGCAUCAUCCUGGUGCCGGCAAUCUUGGCUCUGGUUUAUGUGGAAAAAAAUCCAACUGAUUCGGCAAACAAUACUGUACUUGAGCCAGAGCCUUCUUACUUACCGUACUAUGUAUACUGCUGCCUUCUGGGACUCAUGGCUGGCUGUGUAUUCCUGAGAGUGAACUUUGAACUGAAGUUAUCCUUCCUGGUGUUGUCCUGCUGCAUUUACUUUACUUUCAUCCUAAAGACACAGUCAUCCAACAACUACCCAAACCAGCCAUGUGGCUCAAACUGUACUGAAUUGUUAAACCACCUUCCUUUUAUACUUGAAGACCCAACAACGAUGAGCUGCAUCUACACCCUAUUGUUUGUGCUCACCUUGUUAAUCCUUACCUGGCAGAAUGAGUACUGCUACAGGAAAGACUUUCUGUUGAAGAACAAAAAUCAGCAGAAACAAGAAGAGAUUGAGACCAUGGAGAAUUUGAACAGACUAUUGCUUGAAAAUGUGCUUCCAGCUCAUGUAGCUGCCCAGUUCAUUGAGGACAACAAGAAAAAUGAGGAAUUCUACUACAACUCCUAUAACUGUGUCUGUGUCCUGUUUGCCUCCGUUCCUGACUUCAAGGAAUUCUACACUGAAUGUGACAUUAAUAAGGAGGGUCUGGAAUGUCUGCGGCUGCUUAAUGAGAUAAUUGCUGACUUUGAUGAGCUUCUAUCAAAACCUAAGUUUAGUGGAGUGGAGAAAAUUAAAACAAUUGGGAGCACCUACAUGGCAGCUACAGGCCUCAGUGGGAAUCAACACAUGGAUAAUAAUCAGGACUCUGACAGACAGCAUAUGCAAAUUGGCAUCAUGGUGGAAUUUGCUAUCGCUAUGAUGGGAAAACUUGAUGGGAUUAACAGACAUUCAUUUAACAACUUUCGUUUGCGCAUUGGAAUGAAUCAUGGUCCUGUGAUUGCUGGAGUCAUUGGUGCACGUAAACCUCAAUAUGAUAUCUGGGGCAACACUGUGAAUGUUGCCAGCAGAAUGGAGAGCACAGGGGAGCUUGGAAAAAUUCAGGUUACUGAAGAAACAACCAAUAUUUUGCAAAAACUUGGAUAUGUCUGUGAAUGUCGGGGGUUGAUCAGUGUAAAGGGAAAAGGCGAGCUGCGCACAUACUUUGUCUGUACUGAUAUGACUAAAUCACAGGGCAUUUCUCUGAACUGAUGUACCCUUCUCCAUCUCCACAUGAGGAAUUGAUGGAGGGCUGAAUCACUUUGACUGGACAUGGAUCCUGUUUGCACUUGUGAUCAAGACAAAGUAUAUGGUUUUAUCAGUAAAUUACUUGGGUACAACUGUCUCAUAUCUUUAACAAUGUGAUCAAGAUCUAAACAACUGCUCUGGUCUUGCUACAGUUGGUCGGAUAAACCUCAUACGUACAUUCUUGUGACCAAAACAUGGCGACAUUGCAUCAGCUUUUUGGAGAAAGACUGAUACAGAAUGCUGUGGCUUAGUAAGCGAAGAGACAAUGGAGUUAUUUCUACACCAACAAGAACCCAAAGAUGCUUUGACAAUGGAGAAAAUCGAUAUGGCUAUUGAACUUGAGCAACAAUUGCCUGGUUUUCUCCAUUUGCACUAUGGUAUUUUCUGAAUAUUCUGUUGCAAACCAAUAGACAAAUUACAAUUUUAAAAAGAAUUUAUCAUUUAACAGUGGCAUCUUUAAUACUCCAUUUAUAAAUGCAGCUGUGAAUAUGUGUGUAAUGCACCUAAAAUCUUCUCCCCUUCCUGUUAAAAAAGCUGUGGCUGGGGCUAUAUGGCACCAUAUUUUCAUGAGGCUGUAUUUUUCUGCCCUUUAUUCUAUUUUUAACAGCACUAAUUGUUUAUUUUGUGGCAUUUGGAUGAGCCUCUGCAUUAAAUGGAAUUAUUCACACUUGUGCAGCUUGUGGGUCUGCAUGUAGGCUUCUGCUGGGGUGGGUGAGUAAAAAAUACCUCCUCACUUUCCUCUAUGGUGCAAUCACUUUUUAAACCUUAUUUUUUAAUUUAAAUGACAUGCAAAGAGUGAUACAGGACAGAGACUAACCUUCCACUGGAAGAUUUUAGACAAUGUAUAUAAUAAAGAUUUCUAAAA
This is a messenger RNA of Erpetoichthys calabaricus (reedfish), 4696 nucleotides long. RefSeq names its product adenylate cyclase 7 (gene adcy7). Lineage: Eukaryota; Metazoa; Chordata; Cladistia; Polypteriformes; Polypteridae. The transcript is spliced from 26 exons. Bases 583 to 3795 code for a protein of 1070 amino acids. Gene Ontology annotation, molecular function: adenylate cyclase activity. Gene Ontology annotation, cellular component: plasma membrane. The record is from RefSeq and is a predicted model, not a curated record. Gene Ontology annotation, biological process: adenylate cyclase-activating G protein-coupled receptor signaling pathway; intracellular signal transduction; cAMP biosynthetic process.